CGGAGGUCUGCGAUGAGGAGGAGUGAAAGCUGAGAGAGGAGGAGGAGAAGCAGCUGACACUCGGUUACUGCAGCCUGCAGGAGCGCUCAGCCCCAGGACCAGGACGGACCAGGACCAGGACCAGGACCCGGACAUUCCAACCAAAAUGCUGCCCAGCCGGUGUCUGCCCUGCUGCACUGUCAUCCUGUUAGUGCUGUUCGAGCUGGCUCUUGCCCAGUACGAACACCUUGGCUACCCGCCGGGCUUCCCCAACCCAGAACAGGAACAGUACUCCGCCCCCCAGCUGACGCCAGACACGCCCAGGAUUCAGCUACGCUUGGCGGGCGACAAGAGGAAACACAACGAGGGUCGCGUGGAGGUUUUCUACAACAACGAAUGGGGCACCGUCUGUGAUGAUGAUUUCACCAUCCACGCCGCUCAGGUGGUGUGCAGGGAGCUGGGCUACCUGGAAGCCAUCUCGUGGUCACCAUCCUCGAAAUAUGGGAAAGGAAUAGGACCCAUCUGGUUCGACAAUCUCCACUGCACUGGCAAAGAAAAGACCUUGGCGCUUUGUCCUUCCAAUGGGAUCGGAGUUUCGGACUGCAAACACAGUGAAGACGUGGGCGUGGUGUGCAGCGACAAGAGAAUCCCGGGAUUUAAAUUUGUCAACACGCUGCCCAACCACGUAGAGAACCUUGAUAUUCAAGUGGAGGACGUGCGCAUACGAGCCAUCCUGUCAUCGUACCGUAAGCGAAUCCCUGUAACAGAGGGCUACGUGGAGGUCAAAGAUGGCGGUAAAUGGAAGCAGAUCUGUAACUCGGAGUGGACGGAGAUGAACGGCAGAGUCAUCUGUGGCAUGUUUGGCUUCCCAGGGGAGAGGAAGUACAAUGCCAGAGUCUACAAGAUGUUUGCUCGUCGGAGGAAGCCCUCAUACUGGGACUACGCUGUCAAUUGCACUGGUAAUGAAGCCCAUUUGUCCAGCUGUAAACUGGGCCAGGCUACGGCAACGAAGUCCAAUGGGACCUGUGAUGGAGGGUUGCCUGUGGUGGUGAGCUGCGUGCCCGGCAAGGACUUCGCCCCAACGCCCAUGGCGGGAUUCAGAAAGGCAUUUAGGCAAGAGCAACCGUUGGUUCGUCUUCGCGGUGGGGCCAUCGUAGGCGAGGGCCGAGUGGAGGUGUUGAAAAAUGGAGAGUGGGGCACUAUAUGUGAUGAUCACUGGACCCUGCUGUCUGCCACCGUGGUGUGUCGAGAGCUGGGCUUCGGUACCGCCAUAGAGGCCCUGUCAGGAGGUCGCCUGGGACAAGGUAUGGGCCCGGUCCAUAUGAAUGAGGUGCAGUGCUCUGGAUUUGAGAAGUCCAUCACAGAGUGUUUCUUCAACAAGGAGGCUCUCGGUUGCAGCCACGAGGAGGAUGCAGCCGUCAGAUGUAACGUUCCUGCGAUGGGCUUCCAGGAGAGGCUGCGUCUGAGUGGAGGUCGUAACCCCUAUGAGGGCCGUGUGGAGGUGCUGGCGGAGAGGAAUGGGUCUCUGGUGUGGGGGACGGUGUGCAGUGAGAGCUGGGGAACCAUGGAGGCCAUGGUGGUCUGCAGACAGCUGGGCCUGGGCUUCGCCAGCAACGCUUUCCAGGAGACUUGGUAUUGGCCGGGAGCGGUGAGUGCUGACCCCGUGGUGAUGAGCGGCGUUCGCUGUUCUGGUACUGAGAUGUCUCUGUCCCACUGCCUGCACCACGGAGCCCACCUCAGCUGUGCUAAAGGAGGCGGACGCAACGCCGCCGGAGUCUCCUGCUCCGAGACGGCUCCUGACCUGGUGUUGAACCCUCAGGCGGUGGAGCAGACCACCUACAUGGAGGACCGGCCCAUGUUCAUGCUACAGUGUGCGCACGAGGAGAACUGUCUGUCCUCCACCGCCAGCCAGGCGCCGGCCAACACGUACCGCCGCCUGCUGCGCUUCUCCUCCCAGAUCCACAACAACGGCCAGUCGGACUUCCGGCCCAAAGCUGGCAGACACUCCUGGGUGUGGCAUGAGUGUCACAGGCAUUAUCAUAGCAUGGAGGUGUUUACAACCUAUGACCUGUUCACCCUCAAUGGAACCAAAGUGGCAGAAGGACACAAAGCAAGUUUUUGCCUGGAGGACUCAGAGUGUGAUGAAGGUAUUGAAAAGAGGUAUGAAUGCGCUAACUUUGGAGAGCAGGGUAUCACUGUGGGCUGCUGGGAUACCUACAGGCACGACAUCGACUGCCAGUGGAUCGACAUAACUGACCUCAAACCUGGAGAUUACAUUUUCCAGAUAGUAAUUAAUCCAAACUAUGAGGUACCUGAGUCAGACUACACCAAUAACAUCCUGAAAUGCAGAUGUCGAUACGAUGGCCAUCGUGUGUGGACGUACAGCUGCCAUAAUGGUGGCUCAUUAAGCACAGAAACAGAAGAGACGUUCCCAGGCCUCCUCAACAACCAGGUGACUCACAGGUAAAGACGACGCAGAGCAGACGGACCAUCUGCAGCCAACCAACCACUACACAUCUCCAUCUGUAUAGUGGAUUCACCCUGCCAGCCCUGCUCUGGUCAAACCAUCUUUUUAUGUUCUCCCUAAUCCACGAGGCAGCAGCUUUCUUCGACCCUACCCUAAAGAAUAUUUGAUUCCCCUGCUGUCCGAACAGAGGCAGCUACAGCCUUAGUGACACUUCCAACCUCCUUGGUCAAGAUCAAGAGAAAGGCAAAAGCUCUCCUUGUGCCCUCUGACGUUUUUAUUAUUUUUGAAUGAGUGAUAAAAAUAAGCUGGCAGGUACCUUCCACAAGGUGCUGCACUGGGGAAUGACAUCACGAAUGUGUCUUCUCUGAAGUGCAGCACUUUAACUAAACCCUCCUACAACACUUUUUGUUUACCCUGGAGAGGUUGGAUGUCAGCGAACAGGUGGUCUCACGAUUGAGAGGAAUCACCGAUAACAACAGCAGCAGUGGUCUGUCUUUUGGAAUUAAAUGCAGUAUUCUUCCACUUUUCUCAAGUUUCAUAAAAGUGCGUUUUACACACUAAAGUCCACACACACUGAGUUUCAUGUUACACAGGUGAACUGAGCAUUUCUUUUGCAUGUCACUUAUUUAGUUUCACAUCCUCAUUGAGGAUUUUUUUUGCAUAUCAAGCUGUAGAACAAAGCAAGUCCUCAAAAAGCAAACAGCCCAUUCAUCACAAAUUACUAGUGCCUGAUUCAGCUGUAAAACGAAUCCACUAAGACUGAAAUGUUACAUGCUGAAGAGCCUCAAACUACACCAAAGCUUUCUUUUAAAUAACUGGAGCAUACAUAUAUUAUUUUCUGAAUUAAGUCACAUUUCAAAGAGGAGUUGCACAACAAUCUUUUGUGGGCGUUGGUGUCACAAUGUGUGUUGGUAUAGCAAUCUCAGUUAAUCCAGAAGUUCUUAUUUAAAAAAUGAUUUGAGCAAACAUUUGCUCACAGAUUUGCUUAUAAUUUACAUUAUAGUAUGCAUAACCUAAGAGCAGCCCUGUUAGAAAGCUGUCCAGUUAUUGUGCACAAUUAGCCAAACAAAUAUUGAUUUUAAAAGUUGUUAAAAGUCUUAAAAGUUUUUACGUUGGGGCCUUUUCAAACUGACUGAGAUCAAUUUCAGCUCCCAGACAUUAUCUUGUUGUUCUGAUAUAUUAUUCAUUACUCUUUCAUUUUAUGAUAGGCCUACAGUGUGUAGCAGUAUUUUGCUUUUGAAGCUAACAUAGGACCUCAUGUUUCCUUUUUUUUCCUUUUUGGCAUCUCUUCGUUUUAUUGAUAGUGAAAGGAGAGAGACAGGAAAGGCAGGAGAGAGAGAGAGGCUUUUCAAAAUGCUCACAUUUAACACCAACUGGAAAUCUUGUUUUUGCUCACACUCAGUGGUUUAACACUGUGAGCAAAUGACAGAUUUGUUCUCAAAUUAAUAAAAGUGAAGUUAAAUAGCAAAUAGCUCUACAGCCUACAGGUGCACUCUGUAAGUCCAUAUUUUCUAGUCUGUCGGCUUAGGACGACACCGCAUUGGUUCUUCGUCUGUGUAUACAGAGAACCUAUUCACAUAGCCAGUGAAAUCAUUGUAAAGGUGCGACCACACCAGCAUUUCAAAAUGGCAAAAUUUAGCUGCAAUUUCAAUUCAUUCCAAUGCAAUCACAGAAAUGAGUGGAAUCGCUCGUGAGGUCAAAGUAAAUCAGAGCAAAAUGCUUUGCGUCAAGUUCAACUUUGGGGAACUUUGACUCACAAAUUUGCGCCGUUGAACUAUAGCAAGCCAUAUUGAUAGUACUGAACUGUGUGAAGUUAUUAUGCUAUUAUGAAGCUUUUUUUAUUGAUCGAAAUGUCAGGGGGAGUAAACAGAGCAGUAUAGAGACGAUAACGAUAAUCUGUGGGAGCUAUGACUGACUAUAGACUAUAGUUAUCUCACCAGGCAGCUACAGCAGUUCACCAACUAGCCGUGAGACUACAGUCACUACGUCACUUAAACUUCUAGAACCAGAUAUUUCACAAAAAAUACAUUUUGCUGUUCCACUUUCUGGUCUAAUCUUAAAGCAGUGACACCACUGUUCUAUCACAGGCUGGAUAGCAGCCUGCAGACUCAACAUAAAGGAAGACAAACUUUGAACAAUCUCACAUUAACUUUCUAGCUAUCUUAUUCUAAUGUCUUCUUCGCAUCUACUGUACGACAAUAAAGCUAUAUCCUAACUGAACAAGCUACUAACUACCUGGGCAGUUUGCAGGGUCAUCUAUGUUAUUACCUAUCUGCAGCACAUUCUACCAACACGACUGCUUAAAAAAACUGCUGUCUGACGACCUCAUAGCUUGUUAACUGCCGUUACCGUUUACAUGUGUCCCUGUCAGCUGUCAAUCAAACAUGUAAACACCCAGGCAUUUUCUAAUGUUUCUCCAAAGAGCUUUUUUUUUUCUUCCUUUGAAUAAUAAAAAUAUUAAUGAUACAUUAAAAAAAUGAAUUGUUCUUUAAGACACUUAAAUGUUACUAAAGUGAGUCCUAAGUCUUCCACAGCCAGUGGCACUGGGCUGGCUCAACAGGAGGAUCAUAGGACUGUUCUACAGGAACUAUGCUUUCAAAUCAAGGAGGGUUUCAGUCAUUUCCUCUCCCUGCGACGUAUGUUGCCUUUACAAGGACACAGAAGAGCACAGAUAGGCUAUCAUCUUCUCACAGAAAGCAGGAAUAGCAUCUCCCUGUUUAGACAGUCAGAGUUGCAGAUAUGUACUGUUAUUGAAGAUUUUUUUUUUACAGUUUUAUUCCUUGUUUGAAAAAAAAAAAAAAUGUUACGUACAAUAAUGUGUGUGAAUCCUAUUUUUAUUGUACUUUUUAUAAUGGUGCUAUCGAACUGGUCCUCUGUUUUCUGAGGGUACAGUAAGGCUACAUGUUGAACAGCUACAUUAUGUAUACUAACUGUAUACUUGAACUGAGCGUAAUUUGCUUUGUGUGUUAAACUAUAAUAAAGGUCUGAGUUAUGGGGCAACCAAA
This is a messenger RNA of Sebastes umbrosus (honeycomb rockfish), 5451 nucleotides long. RefSeq names its product lysyl oxidase-like 2b (gene loxl2b). Gene Ontology annotation, biological process: peptidyl-lysine oxidation; sprouting angiogenesis. Gene Ontology annotation, molecular function: copper ion binding; protein-lysine 6-oxidase activity. The coding region runs from base 146 to 2446 and encodes 766 amino acids. The transcript is spliced from 14 exons. Gene Ontology annotation, cellular component: membrane. Lineage: Eukaryota; Metazoa; Chordata; Actinopteri; Perciformes; Sebastidae. The record is from RefSeq and is a predicted model, not a curated record.